Molecule: messenger RNA, 1962 nt
Organism: Aspergillus luchuensis
Lineage: Eukaryota; Fungi; Ascomycota; Eurotiomycetes; Eurotiales; Aspergillaceae
Product: ARMH3 family protein
Exons: 8
Coding region: 1-1962 (653 amino acids)
Biological process (GO): regulation of Golgi organization
Cellular component (GO): cytosol
Source: RefSeq, a predicted model, not a curated record
AUGGAAUCCCCCUUAACCCAACAAAGUAGACCCGAAACCUUCAAGCCUAAGAUCGUGCAACUAUACGAGAAUCUAUUCCAAACCACCGACUAUGCAGAGCCAUCGGAGGGAUUUUGGCGCGAGUUUUUCUUGUUGCCUCCCGAUCGUACUCGGCUUACUGCGGUCUUGAACCAGCUCAGUCCUGACGAGACACUCAACUUGCAGAUCCAAACACAGCAACUCUUUGCUCGCGCAAUUCGCGAAGCGGCCUCCACCUCCAGCCCGGUGGAUUCCUAUGCUCUAGAGACCUUGACGAUCUUCUUAGCAUGUGUCCUGAAGAAAAAGUACACCAACCCCAGCUCAGAUGUCAUUACUGUUCUUGCUGGUCUCGACCAUGUGGACCAUGUUAUCUCCAACUUCGUCACUGUCCUGGAUGGCAUCAUCCGGAACGGCAGCAGCUAUGAUAUCCGUCUCAAGGCCAUAAAAGCCGCCAUCGCCAUGACUAGCGGGGCGUACAAGACAAGUUUGGUCUCUUACUUCACACACCGGGACCUGUUUCCUUCUCUAAUGAAGUUCGUCCAAGAAACGGAGACCCCAAUGCAAAUGUUCGAGCCAUUCGUGCUUUUGGGUUUGCUGGCAAACUACAACAAGUUCGAAUUCCAAAACCCCUACCAGCUGCGACUCGACGAUUUUGUCAACGAGGCCAGUAUCCAGAAGAUUGCCAAGGGGGUCGGUCUCUCCUGUGGUGCUCUGCGAAACGGUUAUGUUGCAGUGCAAGAUGACUCUCCGGAGGGCUGGUCUCUCAUCGGUACCCUGAUCUAUUUCGGAUUAGGUGUACUCGCCCCGGGCAAGAAAGAGAAAGCCGGCACGCCAACCGCAGAAGAAGCCAAAGAUCUGUUCGCAGCACUACCGGCCCAACAAGCAGCGAUCCUCCUCGCCACCUACGACUUCAUCAAUGCCAACAAGCUCUUCGGCUACCACCUCAUCAGCGCGGCUCCCGAGAAGGACAACGAGGAGACACCAUUCGCCUCUUUCCUCUCCCUCACUUCCUACCUCCUACAGCACGCCUAUCGGUCCCCAAGAGUAGCCCACUACGCCGAGCUGAACCUCCUCACCCUGCGUAUCCUCUCCGAAGACAGCACGCUAUGCAAGCAACUCUGCAGCGAAGAAAGCAAGCGCAGAGUGCGCCUCUGCCGUCAAAGACAGCCAUAUCUCCCUCUCGUCAACGGCGAUCGAGUCCUAGUAACCGUCAUCUUCGACAUUCUCAUCGACACCCUAACCCACAAUCUCCGCCGCCGACUCGACGUCAACCUCUACAGCCACUGCAUAUCAAUCUUCCUCCGCCUCCUAACCUACCUCUCCAUGAACAAAAUCCGACUCACCUACCACUGGUCUGAACUCUGGCGCACUCUUCUCUCCCUCACGCGCUUCCUCACCACCUACGCCCCGGACUUAACCAGCAACCCACACACCACAACCCUAACCACCAUCCUCAUCAACCUCAUCGCCUUCUGCGUCUCCUCCGGCGACACCUUCCUCCCGGACCCGCUCUCUUACGACGACCUCUUCUACAAGCUCGUCGAAACCGGCCCCAUCAUCACGCGCUUCCGCGACGUCUACAACUUCAAGGCACCGGCAUCCGCAUCUGCUGGCGCAGACACCAACAAAGAAGUCCACGUAGCCGCCAUCGACACGCUGAUUUCCGUCUCCACACACUUCUACACGCUGUUGUUUGUGGACCCAGAUCAGAAUGCCGAGUCGGCGGGGAAGAGUGGAGAAGCGGUGCCGGUACCGGCGAACCUGAAAAAGAAUCUGAGUCCUCGGGAAGUCCAUCGGAUUAUCAAGCAGGGGUAUGAGACGUUGAGCAUUCAGCCGCCGGAGGGGCUGGGGGCGUGGACGAGGUAUCGUGAGGCGGAUUGGAAAAUGGAGUUGAAGAGGGCGGCGAGGUGUGCGGUCGAUGAUGCGAGGGGGUUGGUUGUUUAG